This is a messenger RNA of Fusarium proliferatum ET1, 396 nucleotides long. RefSeq lists its product as uncharacterized. Bases 1 to 396 code for a protein of 131 amino acids. The record is from RefSeq and is a predicted model, not a curated record. The transcript has a single exon. Lineage: Eukaryota; Fungi; Ascomycota; Sordariomycetes; Hypocreales; Nectriaceae.
AUGCCCGAUCAGUCAAAGAAGGCCAAUCAGCCAAAGAAGGGGACUGGUAUUAAAGGAGAAGCCACUCAACCGGUGAAUGGUGAGGCUUCUGGAUCUGGUGGAAAUUCGUCUACGCAGAAUCAAUCGGCAAGCACCUACACGCCAACCACAUCCGGUGGAGGAGGAAAUGCUCAAGAAACACCAAGGACACCAGAACGCGUAGAAGAUUGGAGGCAUGGAACGGGUGAUAGCUGGAACACCUUCAAUCGCCGUGAAGGAAACAAUAACAAUGUUGGCGGGUCUUCGUCAGGGACAGUAUACCCCCCUGAGCUAGAUCUCUCUUCCGAUGAAGAAGACGAGAACCAGCCUGACAAAAAAGACGAAUCCAAAAGGGACGGCAGAGGCAAAGACGUCUAG